Messenger RNA from Stegastes partitus (bicolor damselfish), 578 nucleotides. Its product is annotated as protein FAM63B-like. The record is from RefSeq and is a predicted model, not a curated record. NCBI's taxonomy places the organism in Eukaryota, Metazoa, Chordata, Actinopteri, Pomacentridae. The transcript has 2 exons. Gene Ontology annotation, molecular function: K48-linked deubiquitinase activity; cysteine-type deubiquitinase activity; cysteine-type carboxypeptidase activity. Bases 254 to 547 code for a protein of 97 amino acids. Gene Ontology annotation, biological process: protein K48-linked deubiquitination. Gene Ontology annotation, cellular component: cytosol; cell periphery.
ACUGGUACAACCAUAAAACAGACGAAUUAGACGAAGCCAAAUGAAGGUUUGAGUGUGUGUAAAGAACUGUUAUUUUUGUGCAGCUAAUGGUUUCUUUUCAAGGUGUAAAAUCAAACACAGGAAUAAUAAGGCAGCAAACAGCCGGACUGGACGAAGCUGCCACACACACGCAAAUGAGUCUUUUGCGGAAGUUAAUUUGUCUCACUGACGUAAUUUCUGAACAGGAAUCUGUGUUGUUUCUGCUUUCCAGAACAUGAGUGAUGCCAUGGCAGUGUUGCACAAGCUGCAGACCGGCCUGGACGUGAACGUGAAGUUCACAGGGGUGCGGGUCUUUGAGUACACCCCAGAAUGCAUCGUGUUUGAUCUGCUGGACAUCCCUCUUUACCACGGCUGGCUGGUUGACCCCCAGAUGCAUGACAUUGUCAAGGCAGUGGGCAACUGCAGCUACAACCAGCUGGUGGAGAAGAUAAUAUCCUGCAAACAGUCAGACAACAGCGAGCUGGCAGGGGAAGGUGAGUGCUUUCUCUUCACUCCUCAGGCUUCCUGACCGGCCUCACCGCCCUCCCGUCUCGCUGCUC